This is a messenger RNA of Chinchilla lanigera (long-tailed chinchilla), 12371 nucleotides long. RefSeq names its product epidermal growth factor receptor (gene Egfr). Gene Ontology annotation, cellular component: basal plasma membrane; signaling receptor complex. Gene Ontology annotation, biological process: multicellular organism development; negative regulation of apoptotic process; protein phosphorylation. The record is from RefSeq and is a predicted model, not a curated record. The coding region runs from base 108 to 3587 and encodes 1159 amino acids. The transcript has 28 exons. NCBI's taxonomy places the organism in Eukaryota, Metazoa, Chordata, Mammalia, Rodentia, Chinchillidae. Gene Ontology annotation, molecular function: epidermal growth factor binding; epidermal growth factor receptor activity; ATP binding.
UGCUGGGGGCGAGCGCGGCGCCCGAAGAGAAGCGCGUUUGCCAAGGCACAAGUAACAAGCUUACCCAGUUGGGCACCUUUGAAGACCACUUCCUGAGCCUCCAACGAAUGUUCAACAACUGUGAGGUGGUGCUUGGGAAUCUGGAGAUCACCUACGUGCAGAGAAACUACGACCUUUCCUUCCUGAAGACCAUUCAGGAGGUGGCUGGCUACGUGCUCAUCGCCCUCAACACGGCAGAGAGGAUCCCGCUGGAGAGCCUACAGAUCGUGCGUGGGAAUGUGCUCUACGAGAACACCUAUGCCCUGGCCGUGCUGUCCAACUAUGGCGGCAGCAACAGUGCCAACAGAACUGGGCUGCGGGAGCUGCCGCUGCGGAGCCUGCAGGAGGUCCUGCAGGGAGCCGUGCGCUUCAGCAACAACCCCGCACUCUGCAACGUGGACACCAUCCAGUGGCGGGACAUCGUGGACAGCAGCUUCCUGAGCAACAUGUCGCUGGACCUGCAGAGCCCCCCGAGCGGCUGCCAAAAGUGUGAUCCAAGCUGUCCCAAUGGGAGCUGCUGGGGCCCAGGAGAGGGGAGCUGCCAGAAACUGACCAAGAUCAUCUGUGCCCAGCAGUGCUCGGGGCGCUGCCGCGGCAAGUCCCCCAGCGACUGCUGCCAUAACCAGUGUGCAGCCGGCUGCACCGGGCCCCGGGAGAGCGACUGCCUGGUCUGCCGCAAGUUCCGAGACGAAGCCACCUGCAAGGACACCUGCCCUCCACUCAUGCUCUACAACCCCACCACCUACCAGAUGGACGUCAACCCCGAGGGGAAGUACAGCUUCGGCGCCACCUGCGUGAAGAAGUGUCCCCGGAACUACGUGGUGACUGACCACGGCUCCUGUGUCCGAGCCUGUGGCCCCGACAGCUACGAGAUGGAGGAGGACGGCGUGCGCAAGUGCAAAAAGUGUGAAGGGCCCUGUCGCAAAGUUUGCAAUGGAAUAGGAAUUGGGGAGUUUAAAGACACUCUUUCCAUAAACGCCACGAACAUCAAGCACUUCAGGAACUGCACGACCAUCAGCGGCGACCUGCACGUCCUCCCCGUGGCCUUUCGGGGGGAUUCCUUCACGCGCACACAGCCCCUGGACCCCAAGGAGCUGGACAUCCUGAAGACAGUGAAGGAAAUCACAGGGUUCUUGCUGAUUCAGGCCUGGCCUGAGAACAGGACCGACCUCCACGCGUUCGAGAACCUGGAAAUCAUCCGCGGCAGGACUAAGCAGCAUGGUCAGUUUUCCCUCGCCGUCGUUGGCCUGAACCUGACGUCCCUGGGACUGCGCUCCCUGAAGGAGAUCAGCGACGGAGACGUGAUCAUCUCAGGAAACCGGCACCUGUGCUACGCCAACACCAUCAACUGGAGGAAACUGUUCGGGACUUCCAGUCAGAAAACCAAAAUUAUAAACAACAGAAACGAAAGAGACUGCAAGGCUGAAGGCCACGUCUGCCAUCCGCUGUGCUCAUCUGAGGGCUGCUGGGGCCCCGAGCCCCGGGACUGCGUCUCCUGCCGGAAUGUGAGCCGGGGCAGGGAGUGCGUGCCCAAGUGCAACGUCCUCGAGGGGGAGCCCAGGGAGUUCGUGGAGAAUUCCGAGUGCAUCCUGUGCCACCCAGAGUGCCUGCCCCAGGCCAGGAACGUGACCUGCACCGGCCGGGGUCCCGACAGCUGCGUGCAGUGCGCUCACUUCAUCGACGGCCCUCACUGCGUCAAGACCUGCCCAGCGGGGAUCAUGGGGGAGAACAACACGCUGGUGUGGAAGUACGCGGACGCCAGCCGGGUGUGCCGCCUGUGCCACCUCAACUGCACCUACGGAUGUGCCGGGCCAGGUCUGGAAGGCUGCGCCACAAACGGGCCCAGGAUCCCGUCCAUCGCCACGGGGAUCGUGGGCGGCCUCCUGCUGCUGGUGGUGCUGGGCCUGGGCAUCGGGCUCUUCAUGCGGCGGCGCCACAUCGUCCGCAAGCGCACCCUGCGCCGGCUGCUGCAGGAGCGCGAGCUGGUGGAGCCCCUUACCCCCAGUGGAGAAGCCCCCAACCAAGCCCUCCUGAGGAUCCUAAAGGAGACAGAGUUCAAGAAGAUCAAGGUGCUGGGCUCCGGAGCAUUUGGCACGGUCUACAAGGGACUCUGGAUCCCAGAAGGUGAGAAAGUGAAGAUUCCUGUGGCCAUCAAGGAAUUGAGAGAAGCCACGUCUCCAAAAGCCAACAAGGAGAUCCUGGAUGAAGCCUACGUGAUGGCCAGCGUGGACAACCCCCAUGUGUGCCGCCUGCUGGGCAUCUGCCUGACCUCCACCGUGCAGCUGGUCACGCAGCUCAUGCCCUUCGGCUGCCUGCUGGACUACGUGCGCGAGCACAAGGACAACAUCGGGUCCCAGCACCUGCUCAACUGGUGUGUGCAGAUUGCCAAGGGCAUGAACUACCUGGAGGACCGGCGCCUGGUGCACCGAGACCUGGCGGCCAGGAACGUCCUGGUGAAGACGCCACAGCACGUCAAGAUCACAGACUUCGGGCUGGCCAAGCUGCUGGGCGCGGAGGAGAAGGAGUACCACGCUGAGGGCGGCAAGGUGCCCAUCAAGUGGAUGGCUUUGGAAUCAAUUUUACACCGGAUUUAUACCCACCAGAGCGAUGUCUGGAGCUACGGAGUCACCGUGUGGGAGCUGAUGACCUUCGGGUCCAAGCCAUACGACGGGAUCCCCGCCAGCGAGAUCUCGUCCAUCCUGGAGAAAGGAGAGCGCCUGCCACAGCCGCCCAUCUGCACCAUCGACGUCUACAUGAUCAUGGUCAAGUGCUGGAUGAUAGAUGCGGACAGCCGCCCAAGGUUCCGCGAGCUGAUUGUCGAGUUCUCCAAAAUGGCCCGAGACCCGCAGCGCUACCUUGUCAUCCAGGGGGAUGAGAGGAUGCAUUUGCCCAGCCCUACAGACUCCAAUUUCUACCGUGCCCUGAUGGACGAGGAGGACAUGGAGGACGUCGUGGACGCGGACGAGUACCUCAUUCCGCAGCAGGGCUUCUUCAGCAGCCCCUCCACCUCCCGGACCCCCCUCCUGAGCUCCCUGAGUGCGAACAGCAACAAUUCCACUGGGGCUUGUGUACCUCGGAACGGGAGCUGCCCUGUCAGGGGCGACGGCUUCCUGCAGCGCUACAGCUCAGACCCGACCGGUGCCCUGGCUGAGGACAGCCUGGAUGACGCCUUCCUCCCCGCGCCCGAAUACAUAAACCAGUCCUGCCCCAAAAGGCCUGCGGGCUCUGUGCAGAACCCCAUCUAUCACAAUCAGCCCCUGCACCCCGCUCCCGGCCAAGACCCGCACUACCAAAACCCCCACAGCCACGCCGUGGGCAACCCUGAGUAUCUCAACACCACGCGGCCCGCCGGUGUCCACAGCACCUCUGACGGCCCCGCCCCCUGGACUCAGAAGGGCAACCACCAAAUUAGCCUGGACAACCCCGACUACCAGCAGGACUUCUUCCCCAAGGAAGCCAAGCCCAAUGGCAUUUUUAAGGGGCCCACAGCUGAGAACGCGGAAUACCUUCGGGUAGCGCCCCCAAGCAGCGAGUUCAUCGGCGCGUGACAUUGGAGCACAGCCUCCUCCGCAGCCCAGGACCAAGCCUCGGCCGCUGCCCCACCCGAGCCACACCCUGCCCCGCGAAGAUGCUGACCAGGAGUGGCUCACGGGCAGCGGCCCUUGGCCCCCUCAGCCGGGAAGUGCUCCGCCUCAGAUGUCCUGGGGCGGCUGCAGGUACAUUCCCCAGUCUCCAAACUGUGAAGUUCCACAAAACGCAUGGGCAAGAAAGUUUGAGCGGAAGUUUACCUUUUGUUGAGGUACAUUAGAAAAACAGUAAAGAUACGUAGGAGUGUUACCAUUGGGAAUCCGGGAUUCUGGUCGCGGCGCCUGAGUUUGAGUGGAUGGGGCCGUCCAAGGAGGAAGUCCGUGCACUUGCUACCCAAGUCAGCCCAGGCCCAGCAGCAACAAGGGGCAUGGGCCACAGUCUUCCGGCCACCACUGUGUUCCACCGCUCCGCUCCAGAUGGUCUGGGAAGGCAAGUGUGCUCAGGAGCCCUGCAUGUCCUCCGCAGGCCUGCUCCGGGCCGACUCACACCAUGGCAGGUACAUAGGAUAAGCCACUCAGUUCCUUCGUGGGAGAAGCGGCCCUGAGGGGCAGGGCUCUCCCUCAGACUCACUUUUGUAUAAAUGUCUCCCUGGUAUGCCCCCUCCGUUCACCAGUUUUUUUUGAUCGCGAGUAUUAGCCUUAUUUUCCAUGCUGUGGUUUUGAAACUCACGUACUUUCCCUGUCUUGACAUCAUGACUUCGGCAGAAGCAGAAGGUACGUCCAACAAUAGCUCAGAUUCCAUGUGCAAACCAUCAGUGUUCAGACCAGUCGUCUACAAUUAAGACAAAGAAAUUGCAAGCGUUCACGGAAGAACACAAGAGUCAGAUUUCUUUCUUUUUUGGCGGUACCAGGAACUGAAUCCAGCACUCUCCCCGGGCUGCAUCCCCAGGGCCGUUUUUUUGUUUAAUUUGAGACAGGGUCUUGAUAAGAGCCCAGGCUGGGCUGGAACUCGAAGUUCUCCUGCCUCAGCAUCCCAGAGCACUGAGAUUACAAGUGUGCACCACAACACCCAAAUUUAGUCUCAGAUGAAAAUUUUCAAGUCCUUUGGGCGAGUUUCAUGAGAUUACAAAACAGUGCUCUGAAAGCUCACUUUGCCUACACUCUUCACAACUCAUGGAAUCUUUUCAUUUUCCCUUAAAAUAUUUUGCUGGAAGGGUGCACAUUCCUCCUUGGCAACAGUUCCAGGUCCCCUCUGUGCCCUCGGUGAGAGAGUGUCGACGCCCAAGGCCACGGGCCAAGAACUGACAGCCUCGGCGGGCGCGCUGGUGUCCGGCAGGCAGCCUGAGGUGGGAGGUCGCAAGGCUGUUGGGAAGUUAGACCUGAAGUGGAUGGCAGUGUUCUCACGUGUCUGUAGAUGUUUGAAGGGGAAAUCCUCCUAACACAACUUCCCUAUCAUUGGCAGACUCGCAAGUCAGGCUCUCUCAUCCUUGCGACCUGAGUGUCAACAGUAUUUCACGCUCAGUCAACAUCCACCCCUUCCACUUUUCCAAGGAAGAGAUCCCUGAUUUUGAGAAGUUCACAGUGUAACAGAGGAAAUGGGUCCUAACCCUAACCCUAACCACUAACCGUAGAACACUAGGACGGACUCGAGACCAGCGCAGCAGCCAGGCCCCGAGAGACACAGCAGGGAGGGUGAGUUCUGCCAGGGGAGACCUGAGGCUCGGAGAGGAGCAGGCCCUGGGCCCCAGGACGUGGCGAGUGCAAUCCCAGCAGCAGGGACCCUGGCCCCUGUUGCAAGCAGAUUGUCCGGAGCCCCUGCUUCCUAAGGACCACCUCCCCGUGGGAAUUAAUUUCAGCUCUCAUCCUGAAAAGUGCUUAGUGAGGAGGCUGAACACCGAUUCUCAAAUCUGAGAUUUCACAUCUGUCCAUAAAACCCUUUCUUUAUCAGUCCACUCCAGAAGGUAGAGAAAACCUUAGUCAGAGUCUGCACAGCGCUGGGAAGCAGAAGGACUCAAAUUCUUCUCUCACUACUCUCAAGAAGCGCAGAGGAGGGGAGUUAAUCACAAGCCAGCCCCGCUGUGGCCGAGAAGCCCUAGUAUUUUUGUACUUUGAAAUGCUCUCCUACAACAUAAUAAAGUAGUGAAGACUGUUCCAGCUUGCUUUUCCUCUCCUUUCUAUUUCAGUCUUCCCACAUAAAACUCCAUUGCCGUUAAUUUUGAGAUCGUGUUUUCCCAGCUCUCCCCUGUGCUGUCUCCAAGGUGUGGCUGUGAGGCUGCGGAGCCCAGGGCUCCUCCAGGGGCCAGAGCCCCCAUGCCUGCCCGUCGCAGCCCCGACUCUGCCCUGCCACCCUUACUUGGAAACAGCCAGUGCCCACUGCCCUCGAGAGUGUCAGCUGUCACCUGUUCCUACGUCGGUUCCCGGAAGAAGUCAGUUCACAUCCCCACUUCAGGUCUGCUGUCUGGGAAAGUCAGGAGCGAGCGUUCAUGCUGGACUGGCUCACAUCCUCUCUAAGGAGUCUCUAUCAUUAUACCCAAGAAAAGUACUUAGCAUCUCGUGGUUUAAAAGAGAGCUGGAUCUUUUACACUCAAAGUCUGCUGGGGCCAGGUUGCCUCUGCUUCCUAAGUGAGAGCCCAGGAGGCGUCAACUGCACCCAGCUGAUGGGACCAACGCCCCGACUUUCUGGAAGCUCUUGUUUUUCCGCCCCCACCCCAUCCCAACUGCAGCCAGCUCUGGGCACCGGCUCUGGGCCAGGCUGCCUGGGGAGCGCCCUGCACCCAGCUGAGAGGAUUCUGGGUGGGUUUUUCUCAGGCUCAACCUGGGCCAGGACUUCACAGAACACUCUGGAUUAUUCUGGCAUGCUCCAAGUGUCCAGGGCCAAGGAGGAGGAGAGGCCCAGCUGCUGGCCCCACCCACGUCCUCUGAGCUAACCUCUGGGUGGGGCGAGGCCAGCACCCCGUCUGCUGCACAGAAGAACCCAGGAGCCUGAAAGUGGGGUCAGAGUCCUGCAGAGCAACGCAGUCAGCAGCCUGGGUCUCAUCCUGAACAGGCCCAGUAUGCAUCCAGAACCAGUUCCGACAGGAGUCUGUGGAGUCCAAGUCCACACUGGGCCCAAGUCCGCAGAGAUUCCUGGAGGCUGUGCAGGCCCAUAGCCUGAGACUGGCCCUGCUGUCCUUCCAGAGCCUGUGCUCCUCAUCUCCAGCCAUCCACUCUGAAAAUGGCAAAUGUCCAAAUCUGAGCCUGGAGAAGGCCUGGGGCCCUGCAUGUUCUAAGAAGAGAGUUGUAAAAGCUGGUCUCACCCUCGCCCCGCUGAAGGAGCUGCCCCCACUUCAUCUCCCCUGUGCAUUUCUUUCUCCUGAUAAGCAUACAUGUUUAUUAUAACAGCGAUCUGUUAUAGUUCCCUGCGUGGGGCUAUAAAACCCUAACUGAAGAAAUCCCUGCCCUUUUCCCAGCCACGCCUGCCUUAGUCCUUGGGCAAACAUCUUUGUACUGUUAAAGACACAUUCAGACAGGAUUUUUAAAUGCAGAUCUAUUUUUGUAACUUUUUGCAGGUUAUUGUCCUUUUUAUGUAGCACUGAACUUUGUAAAGUAUAUUUUUAGAAAACUCAUUUUUCUACUAAGGGAAACAGUUUACUUUAGAAAGGCUGCAAUAGAAGUAAAAUUUGAAAUUGAAAUCUUUGCUUACAAAGGUUAAAUUGAAGCAGCAGAGGUCUCCUCUCUUAGGGAAAGGUAUAACCUCAUUGCAGAGCUAUGCUAGGUCACUGCCAUGUGAACAGAAGAAUUUGUAAAAGUAGCAAAGAGGAAAGAGGAAGAGGAAAAAGAGGAAGCAAAGAGGAAGUAGCACCCUGGCUUAGCGUUGGUCCAAGGCAGGUUCAGCUGUCAGUCUGGGACAGUGUUAGUGCAAAGGGGUUGCUAUAAGAAGAAGAAUCCAAACGCAUGCUGUCCUCUGAUCCUUUGACUACACAGCCUCGUAAGUACAAGAAAAGCAAUAAUAGAGCACUUUGUUGGUGUAGCUAUACUAAUCAGAUUUAAUGCAAAUUCUUUUGUUUUAUUUUUAUGUGUAAAGUUUGUAUUCCUUGAGCAGUACGAACUAGACAUAUCCAGAGAGCCAUAAUAAUGCAGGGCAUGCAUGCCCUGCUCGGCACACUCCUGACACCCAGCCCAAGCCGACUGCCUGGAGAACAGGCUCUGAGCUGGCCGCUCCUCAGUCGCCCGGGAGCUGUACCUGAGACCAACUACAUGCAAAGCCCUCAGCGAUGAAGCCAGGCCUCUGCGCUCAGUAAAGCUCCCAAGGCCACUGUAGUGCUCAGCCGACGCUGAGACCCACCAGUCCGGGCAGCCAGGGUCCCUGCCGAGAGGGUGACUCCCAGACCCAAGAUGUCUGCCACAAAGACGUCUGCACCCUCCCUGGGCAUCAGGAACCUGGACAGAGCUCCCAAGACAGCUGCCCAAGCACAACAGGAAACCUGACUCCCCACAGAUGGAAGGCGGAGGAAGCCCGAGACAGACACCUAUGGGCAUUUCCUAGGCUCACUUUCCACUAAAGGUGCACCGGCAGUGAGAUAAAGCCAGUGGGUAUUCCUGCUGCCAGGACAACCCACAUUGCUGCUUUUCCUCUAGCAGCCAGGUAACCUUUAUUCCCCAGGCAGAAAGAAAACCUCCAUCUGUCAGUUAGGAAGGGCAGACUUCAAAGAUUGAUAAAUUGUUGUGUGACUUUCGUAGAACAAGAAUCUUCUGGUGUUGAGAAACAUUUUUGAUACUUUGGGCAUAAACUACACCUGGGAUAAAAACAGAAGCCACUAACUGAGUUUUUCUUCCACAUGCACAUGCAAGCCCUCUGAGCUCAAAGCUUGUCUUGCCUGAGUCACUAGGGGUCCCUACUCCUCACACUGCAGACAAAAUACAAGAGAAAACUUAAACACAAAUGUUUUUAAAGUCAUUUACUUAUUUUUUUAAAAAAAAACCUCUACUGACCUGAUUUGAAUACAAAGUAAUCUUGCAGUAUAAUAUAAUCUCUUGCAAAUAAAGAGAUCAUAUGGGUCUGAUGGCCGCUAUUAGAGAUGACCUUGUGAAUGAUUAACACCGGGCAGCAGUAACUGUACUGUAGGAAUAUUCAAGCAAUAGCUUCGUAGCUUCUUGAUGUAGUGCAUUUUAACCUUAUAAAGUUUUGCAAUGAUGAAUGCGGUAUUUGUACAAAUGGAAAGCAAGAUUCUCUUUUAUAUGGUUUAUACUGUUGAUCAGAACAUGUUGACUGUAUAUUGAGUAUUAAAAAUUAGAUGUAUAUUAUUCAUUGUUCUCUAUUCCUAGGUACCUUACAAUAAUAUUGUACUCUUUGUUAACAAUACAGUGUUGAUUCUAAUUCUUAUUCUUAUCUGACUGCAGACACUCUUAAUAACACUUUUCUUACUUAUUUACUGUGGUCCUCGAGAAUGGACCUGUGGGCCUCACACUGAGCUGCAUCCUUAGCUCCUUGCUAAGCUACUAAGUUGCCUCAGCUGGGUUUGAAGUUGAGCUCUUCCUACCUCGGCCUCAGAGGGUACUGGGAUUACAGGCAUGAGCUACCAUGCCCAGGUCUUAUUUAUUUAUUUUCCCGGUGCUGAGGGUCAAACCCAGGGCCUCAGACACACACACUAGGCAAGUGCUCUACCACAAAGCCACACCUGCAUCCCCCACUGGAACUAAUUAAUAAGCUUCGCUUUCAGAGCUUUAGGGUCACAGCAAAACUGAGCAGAUUGUCCAAGGACCCCCUGCAUCCCUCCUGGUCCCUACCACACCCAAACACAGCCCCCACUGUCACCAUCCUGACCACAGGAGCAGGUCACCUUCUGAGGAACAAUGGGCCAGAACUGUGGUAUCGCUGGGUCCUUUCGGAAAUCAGGCACUUUCCAGCCAUGGCUCAACGGGCCCCAUGCAGGUGCCAGGCUCCCUGCCCCUCUGGGGCCUCUCCAUGCCCCUUCCUGGGCAAGAGUAAUUACAGCUGCACUCUGGGAGGCUUAGGCAGGAAGAUCACCAGUUUGAGCCCAGCCUGGGCAACUUAGGAAGACACUGUCUCAAAAUUAAAAUUCUAUCGCUUCUCAGCCUUUUGGCUAAGAUCAACUGUAAAAUUAAAAUUCUAAACAAAAGACUGAGGGCAUAGCUCAGUGUGCAGACCCUGCACUGAAUCCUCGGGACCCCAAAAACAACAACAAAGAGUAUUUCUAGUUAUCUGGGAAAAGGUUUCCCAAGGAGGGGGCACCUCAGAAAGAGAACGGAACGCCCUUCCUCAGGUCGGACUGGGCACCUCCCUGGGAACAAGCCCAGUUCCUCCAGGUCUCCCCAAAGCUCUGAGAGCACCACGGUUCUGCUCCAGCCCACCCUCUGCUCUCACCAGUGCCUGGGAGUCUGGGAGACCCCAGGAGCCUGGCAGACCAGGGCCCCAGCCCUGCCAGGUCCUCCGCUCUCCUGGCUGCUGUCAGGAAGCCAGGCCCUGAGCACUAUGGGAAGCCAACGAGUACACUUGACCACACCUGAAAGCCAGCCCCACCAAGCCACCUGCCAACUCUGCACUCCGAGGACAGCUGGGCCACAGGCCUCAGUUCUGAAGGGGGCUCAGCCUGGACAGCAAAAGCACAGCCCUCCUGGGGCCCAAGGGUCCCAGCCUGGCAAGGACGCCCAGGUCCUGCCUCCCAGCAUGCAGCAGAGGCAGCCCUGAGUGGAGGGCUCCAUCUUCCCCCUGCCCAUCUCAGGGGAGGGGGGUGGUGAUGGGCUCUUCCACCCAGCAUGCCCCUUGGCUGGGAACAAAAGGGCCCUGGCCCAGCUAACAGGGUCUGUCUUCUUAGCAGAAACGGGGCCCACGCUCCCAAGGCUGAGGGCCAGCAGGUGCCCUGAGUGCACCAGCCCUUCUUUCUUCAAGCCAGUGAUCCCGUUUUAAACACCAGUGACGUGGCAUGGCGUGUCGGUACGUGCCUGGAGUGGCAGCACUCCGGGAGGCUGAGGCAGGAGGUUUACAAGUUCGAACUCAGCCUAGGUUACUUAGUGACACAGUGAGAUCCUGUUUCAAAAUUUAAAAAUAAGUAGAAAGGGCUGGGGAUGUAGCUCAGGGCAAAGGCCCUGGCUUCAGUCCCCAGUACUGAAAAAAAAAAAUCUCAGAACCUCCAGUGCUAUUGCUCUGGUGGAAGUAGAGGUUGGAGGAGGGAGAACCAGCCCACCUUCUCCUCCAGAGGGGGCAAGAGAGCCCCGCGUCUCGUCAUCCCACUCCGGCAGGGCUCUCCCCUCCAGUCCCCCUCCGCUGUACUCAUCUUUCCGGAGACCUGGGGGAAGGCUGACGAAGGACCUGCAGUUAGGACACGGCUCCUCACACGCUCAGAGCAGAGGGACAUGGCCAAGGAGGUGUUCACACUGAGAGAGGUGCACAGUGUGUGAUAAGACGCAGCUGCAUCCCCGUUAAAAUCUCUUCAAAACCCGCAACAGGUGGUAGUGCCUUAAUGAGACAAACGCAUCCACCCAAAGGCUAAUAAGAAGCAGCAGACUUAAGGCUGAGAUGGCAAAGCAGGAACAAGGGAAAGUUUGCUGUCAUCACCCCUAUUGUUCCACACAUUUCUGAACCUGUCUGGAGACCAGUGUGUGUGUCAGCACGAAUACCCAGCAUAAAUCCACCUCCAUGGGAGAAACUUCUCCACCUCACAGUUUUGGAGGCUGCAGUCCAUGGUGGCCCGGCCCUUUCCUCUGGGGCAAAGCAGCUUGUCACUGCUGAAGUUAGAGGCAGAGCAAAACCACUCACCUCAGGCAGGAGGCAGACACAGAAGAGGCCACCAUCCCUCCAGGCAGAGCGGCCCAGACCCCAGGACCUGCCACUGGGCCCCCAGGGUUCAGCCUGCUCCCAGCAGCGCCAGCCAGGGGCCAGCAAUGGAACCUUCGGAGGACACUGGCUCUACUGCAGCAGAGGACAGGUGCAUUGUUUAAAUGGGAUCCAUUUUCACCUUAGAACACAGUCAGGGCAGCUACACCCCUCGCCCAAGGGCUGGACUCAGGCAGCCGCCAGCCCGGUGCUGAAGUUUUGUCGCACACAGCCUCAGUCCGCACCUCUUGGCCUACUGCAUUUGCACUGCCAGCAGAGGGGAGCAAUGGAGCAGAGACCCUGGGGUCUGGAACACUGAGAUGUUCCCUACCUGGCCCCUUAUGAACAAAGCUUGCCAACCCAAACCAACUGGCCAGGAAAAAUUACAAUACAUAAGAAUAUCAGCAGGGUGAGCACAUGUAAAUGGGACAGAGAACUUUCCUACUUACCCUCAGCCAUGAAUGAAACAAGGUAAUGAAUGCCAUCUAAAAUAGCCAUGAGAAUGACGAAAUUGGUGGAAAUAAAUAUGCAAGGACAAUACGGAAACAAAAACUAUAAAACUUUGUUGAAGUAUAAAAGAAGACUUUAAGAUAUGUUAUAUUCGUGGAUAUGAGGACAUUAUGAAUAUGCCAAUUCUCCCUCGGUAUUGCAUAAGUUCAGUGUUAUGCAAAUGAAAAUUUCAGUGGCUAUUUUGGGAAACGGGUUUUAAAACUUGGAAUCUAGAACAGAAAAUGUACCACAGUAGCCAGCAACAUUUGGAAAACAAUUGAGUAGUGACAGCAAUGGCAUAAAAAACACCCUAAAACUAUAAUAAUUAAAGCUGUGCAAUGCCAAUGUAAUCACAGAAAUAAUGAAUGGAAAAAUUUAGAAAUUUGGAAAAAGAUAUGUGUACAUGGGAAUGUAGUGUGUGACAAAAAUAAUAUUUCCAGAUGGUGAGGGAGAGAAAGACUAUCCAAUAAAUGGUUUUGGAGAAAGCUUUCAUACGAUUGAAA